Messenger RNA from Daucus carota subsp. sativus, 1112 nucleotides. Its product is annotated as purple acid phosphatase 3-like. The coding region runs from base 42 to 1031 and encodes 329 amino acids. Gene Ontology annotation, molecular function: ferrous iron binding; ferric iron binding; acid phosphatase activity. The record is from RefSeq and is a predicted model, not a curated record. The transcript is spliced from 7 exons. Lineage: Eukaryota; Viridiplantae; Streptophyta; Magnoliopsida; Apiales; Apiaceae.
AGAAAAUAAGCACUACGGCUUUUAACGUGUUUACAAAACUCAUGCAUAAGUACUCUACCAUGACCCUCUUUCUCUGCCUCAGCUUUUGCUUGCUUGCCAGCCUUCAUUCUGCGGCAGCUGAGCUUCAGACGCUGCACCACCAACUCGGCGGCGAAUCACUGAGUUUGCUGGUUGUCGGAGACUGGGGAAGAAGAGGAGCCUACAACCAGUCUCGAGUUGCUCUCCAGAUGGGAAAAAUAGCAGAGAAAUUGGACAUUGAUUUCAUCAUAUCAACUGGUGAUAAUUUUUACGAUGAUGGUCUGACUGAUGAAAAUGAUCCAGCAUUUGAAGAAUCCUUCAGCAAUAUUUACACUGCACGGAGCUUGCAGAAGCCAUGGUACACUGUACUGGGGAAUCAUGACUAUAGAGGGAAUGCAUUGGCGCAAUUGAGUCCUACUCUUACACACAAGGACAGCAGAUGGUUUUGCCAGAAAUCGUAUAUUCUUAACGCAGGAUUUGCAGAAUUCUUCUUUGUUGAUACAACUCCUUUUCAAACUAAGUAUUUCACUCACCCUAAGGAUCAUGUGUAUGACUGGAGAGGUGUGCUUCCGCGGCACAAAUAUAUUUCUACUCUCUUAAAGGAUCUGGAUGUUGCAUUAAGAGAAUCAACAGCAAGAUGGAAAAUAGUUGUGGGUCACCAUACGAUAAAAAGCGCAGGGCAUCAUGGUAACACACAGGAGCUUGUUUCUCACCUUCUGCCACUUCUUCAGGCAAAUAAUGUAGAUUUUUACGUGAACGGACAUGACCAUUGCUUGGAACACAUUGCCUCUUCCGACAGUGCAUUGCAAUUUUUCACGAGUGGAGGAGGAUCAAAGGCGUGGAAAGGUGAUAUAAGUUGGUGGGAUCCAGUUGAAAACAAAUUUUACUACGAUGGGCAAGGCUUCAUGUCCAUGCAAAUCUCUCCCAGUGAGGUUGAUGUUGUAUUCUAUGAUGUUUAUGGAAAUGUUCUGCACAAAUGGAGCACUUCAGAUGUGCUGUACAAUGUCAUGUAGAGAGACAGUUUAGAUUAAUGUACGCAACUAAGAUGCUCAACAAUGUUCAAUAAUAUAGCAAGCAAAGUUUAUCAUCCCAAA